This is a messenger RNA of Hibiscus syriacus, 2151 nucleotides long. RefSeq names its product probable LRR receptor-like serine/threonine-protein kinase RKF3. Gene Ontology annotation, biological process: protein phosphorylation. The transcript has a single exon. Lineage: Eukaryota; Viridiplantae; Streptophyta; Magnoliopsida; Malvales; Malvaceae. Gene Ontology annotation, molecular function: protein kinase activity; ATP binding. The coding region runs from base 62 to 1963 and encodes 633 amino acids. The record is from RefSeq and is a predicted model, not a curated record.
UACUUUCCAAUCUUUUGCGUUGUCCUCGGCCUCCAAUGACUGCCACCCUCUCAGCUCCCAAAUGUCCGUUCGUCAUUCUCUCUUCAUCUUCAUCACCUUAACUUGCUUCCCAUCAUUCCUUGCUCAAAGUGGCGACGUUUCAUCAUCAUGUCCCUUAAACUUCACCAUCCUCCGCCCACUCUUCUCCGACCCCAGCCGUCUCCGCCCGGAGUGCCACUCCCUCCGCCAGGGCCUCCGUCUCCUCCUCUCCGACUACCUUAGACGCACCGGAUACUUCUUUCCACCCUUGAAUUCCUCCGAGUCGUGCUGGCAGUCUUAUCAAUCUCUGGUCCCGAACUUCAACAUCCGUUCCUCGUGUGGGUUCCAAACCGCUUGGAUUUCCCAAGGUUGCAUGAACUUGGCCACAAGGGCUGAUUUUGAAGCUUUUAUCCCGAACACUACCUUAAACGACAUCGUUUACAGUUGUAACCAGUCGUUGCCGGGUUCCGGUUGUGCUUCGUGUACUACAAGCUUGACCAAUUUGCAAACUUCGUACUUUACGCCGGAUAAUUCGACCGCCAACGUGUCCGGCUGUGCGGCCUACCCGUCUAUUUAUGCAGCCGCCUUUGAUAAUUACUUGGGACCAACUGAUGAAGGUACGGCUUCUUGUAUAUUUUCAAUUCAAAUCGGGGAGAAUGGUAAUAUUAAAGGUAAGAGCAGCAAACGUGGUGUGAUUUUAGGUGUUUUAAUCGGUGUUGGUGUUGGCUUAGCUGCUUUGAUUGGUGGGUCUUGGUUUGUUUAUAGAAAAUAUCAGGAUUCAAAGAGGAAGAAAGGCAGGGAUAGAAUCAGGAGCCUCGAGAUGGGUAGUUUAAGUGGUUCUGGGUUGGGUUCAUUUAGUCAAAGUACUCACUUGAUUAAGUUUACAUUUGAUGACAUUAAGGAAGCUACUAGGAACUUCACUAAAGAUAACAUUAUUGGGAAAGGAGGCUAUGGGAAUGUGUACAAGGGUUACUUGCCCGAUGGCUCUGAGGUUGCUUUCAAAAGGUUCAAGAAUUGUUCUGCUGCUGGUGAUGCCAAUUUCACUCAUGAAGUUGAGGUUAUUGCUAGUGUUAGGCAUGUGAAUCUGGUCGCUUUGAGGGGAUAUUGUACGGCUACACCCACGACCCCGUUAGAGGUUCAUCAGAGGAUCAUUGUUUGUGAUCUGAUGGAGAAUGGUAGUUUGUAUGAUCAUCUCUUUGGUUCCACAGAAAGGAGACUUAGUUGGCCUGUUCGGCAAAAGAUUGCGCUAGGGACAGCUAGGGGACUGGCUUAUUUGCAUUAUGGGGCACAACCGGCAAUCAUUCAUAGGGAUAUCAAAGCGAGUAACAUACUUCUGGAUGAGAAGUUUGAGGCCAAGGUAGCAGAUUUUGGACUUGCAAAGUUUACGCCGGAGGGGAUGACACACCUGAGCACUAGGGUAGCUGGAACGAUGGGAUAUGUUGCCCCUGAGUAUGCAUUGUAUGGACAAUUGACCGAGAGGAGCGAUGUUUAUAGCUUUGGUGUAGUGCUUCUUGAGAUCCUGAGUGGAAAGAAGGCCCUCACUAUGAGUGAAGAGAAUCAACCUUCUCUCCUGGCUGAUUGGGCAUGGUCGUUGGUGAGGAAUGGGCGAGCUUUAGAUGUUAUCGAAGAUGGCAUGCCAGAGCUGGGGCCACCUGAAAUUCUAGAGAAGUAUGUUCUGAUAGCGGUUCUUUGCUCUCAUCCAGAGUUAUUAUGUCGACCAACCAUGGAUCAGGUAGUGAAAAUAAUGGAAACAGACAUUUCAGUUCCCUCGAUCCCUGAGCGGCCAAUUCCUCUGGUAGCUCAUAUAAGUGACAUCGAGAGAUCCGUAAGCAGUAAUGGCUCUAGUCAGCUCUCGAGUCAUGCUGGCUAUCGAACGUUUACUUAUGAAAGUACUCCUCAUUCUAGCAGUAAGGAGGAAGGGACAAGUUCGGGCUUUUUCGAAUAGAAUUUUUUGAUCAGCACAACCUAACAUAACAGGGUCAUUUAGCUCUCCAAUGGUGCUUCAAAAGUUCAUAAUUGCAUCUGAUGUUGUAAAAAUACAAUAGAUUUACACUUAAGCUAGAUUCAUUUGAACUCAAAUGAUAUAGAACAUAUAUAAAUAGUGCCACAUUUACUAGUAUCUAAUGUUGUACA